AGAAUAGCCGAUCGUACUGGCCUGGCUUAAAAAUUCCUGGUGGAGCAGUCAACUCUUGACCUUUGGCAAUAUCGCUUAGAAAAAUUAAAGCUCGGCCUUUUAUCACCUUGCCGGCAGUGGGAGAUCUUGGAGUUGGGCUAGGGGCACCAGGAAUAUCAUCAGAAUGGCCGAAGAACAGCAGCCGCCGAACAAGAAGCCCGAAAACACAGACACCCCGGAGAGGAACGCGGCCACGGGAUUCGGCUUGGAGGACCACGAGGCCACCCAGCAGGAUGCCCGGGUGACAACCCUGCGGCUCGCCGAGGAGCGACGUGGCUCCAUGAUGCCUCCCGAAAAGCGACCGCUCAAGGGGACUUCGCAAGUGAGGCUGCAGACCGCAAAUGAGCAGUGGGGCGGUGGUCGCGUUGGUGAGCACACACCCCCAGUCGCCUCAUCCGCUGUGGCUCCGGAUCUGCCGCCCAAGCCGCAGCGUUACUCCGAUGCCGACGCCGAUGUCGAAUCCUCCGAGGUGGAAAGAUCACCACAGAAGAGGAAAUCCGAGAAAUCAGAUGUACUGAUCUCGGAUAGUCCCAUGUCGUCGGAUGAUCAACAAUCUCCGGCCCCAACGACGGAACCGACACCACGGACUGCAGCACCCGCACCCGCACCAGCUCCAGCUCCAAGUCCAUCCCAAGCUGAACCCCAGCGGAAAUCCAUUGAUUUUGCACCCACAGGAGCGGAACCGAUGCCACCGCCGGCUCAAAGGCCGGAGGAUGUGCCUAUGCCACCGCCCAUGAUGUCGUCCUUGCAGCCGGACACCAGCAAGGACGAUGUGCAGAGCUCGUUGAGCAAGCUGACCAACACGGACGUGACCUUUGACCCGUCCAAAGAUUUUGCCAACAAGGGCACCAACACUUCCGGCAUGAUCUAUUCGGGGAGCGAAUCGGACCUAGGGGCCGAGCCAGUGUCCCAGCUGCCGGCCGUGUUCCCCGCCAGCGAUCUGGACACCCUCUUCCAACUGGCCUGCUCGGAGGUAAAGAAGGCUGGCGCCAUCGCCUUGGCCGAGAACGAAAAGAAGAUGGAGUACACCACCAAGCAGCACACCCAUGACCUGGUCACACCCGCCGACAACAUAGUCGAGGAGACCUUCAUCAAGGCCAUCAGCUCUCGGUUUCCCGAUCACCAAUUCAUUGCUGAGGAGCGAAUUUCAAAGUCGGAGACCGGAAUGGUUACGCUGACAAACGAGCCCACCUGGAUAAUCGAUCCCAUUGACGGCACCAUGAACUUUGUCCACCACUUUCCACACUACUGCAUCUCCGUGGCCUAUUUGGUGAACCAGGAGACGCAGUUUGGCAUCAUCUACAAUCCGCCCAUGAAGAACAUGUACACGGCGCAACUGGGAAAGGGGGCGCAGCUGAACGGCUCGGACAUUCGGACGACUGGUGAGACCAAACUCUCCUCGGCCAUGAUCCUGCAGGAGUACAGCUCGGACAGUAAUGAAACGCGCAAUCUGGUGGCGGCAGAGAAUUUUCAGCGACUGGUGAAAAAGACACAUGCCAUGCGCUCCAUUGGAUCUUCUGCGAUGUGCUUGGCAAUGGUGGCCUCUGGAGUGGCGGAUGCGUACUACAACUUCGGGCUGCAUGUUUGGGACAUGUGCGCGGGAGCUCUGAUAGUCACCGAGGCUGGCGGAGUGGCGAUGGAUCCGGCCGGAACCGAACUGGACAUAAUGUCUCGACGCUGCUUGGCGGCGUCCACCGAGCACCUGGCCUUGGAACUGGGCUGUCACCUGGAGCAGAACUAUCCCUCGCCCCGGGACGAUGAGCCGCGAUCCGUGAAUCCCAACGAGUACGGCCCCGCUCCGGAAACCAAAGACUUCUCCGCCCAAACGGACUUUCCGGAUUCCGAUAGCGCGGACACCACGGACACAGAUGCUGAAAGACACUAAACUGACCACCAGAAAGGCCAGCUUAAAUUAAAUUUUUAGUUAUUCAAUAAAUUCACAAUGAAAAGGCGAUGGGUAAUCAAAACACAUUACCCAAAAAUA
Molecule: messenger RNA, 2023 nt
Organism: Drosophila elegans
Lineage: Eukaryota; Metazoa; Arthropoda; Insecta; Diptera; Drosophilidae
Exons: 3
Coding region: 164-1924 (586 amino acids)
Biological process (GO): inositol metabolic process; signal transduction; phosphatidylinositol phosphate biosynthetic process
Molecular function (GO): inositol monophosphate 1-phosphatase activity
Source: RefSeq, a predicted model, not a curated record